Meriones unguiculatus (Mongolian gerbil) is the source of this 596-nucleotide messenger RNA. It is a transcript of the gene Lgals2, whose product is annotated as galectin 2. NCBI's taxonomy places the organism in Eukaryota, Metazoa, Chordata, Mammalia, Rodentia, Muridae. The record is from RefSeq and is a predicted model, not a curated record. The transcript has 4 exons. Bases 63 to 455 code for a protein of 130 amino acids. Gene Ontology annotation, molecular function: carbohydrate binding.
GUGAUGCCUUGAGCAGAAGCCUCUGGGAGCGCCUGGGAGAGCUGUGACCGAAAGCUGUCACCAUGGCGGACCAAUUCGAGGUCACAAACCUGAACAUGAAAUCGGGGAUGGCCCUGAAGAUUAAAGGCAAGAUCCAAACAAAUGUUGACCGAUUCACCAUUAACCUGGGCCAGGGGAAAGACACGCUGAACCUGCAUUUUAACCCUCGCUUCAACGAGUCCACCAUCGUCUGCAACAGCUUGGACGGCAGCAGCUGGGGACAGGAGCAACGAGACAAUCACAUGUGCUUCAGUCCAGGGGCAGAGGUCAAGUUCACUGUGGCCUUCCAGGAUAAAGAGUUCAAGGUGACGCUGCCUGAUGGACACGUGCUGACCUUCCCCAACAGGCUGGGCCACAACCACCUGCCCUACCUAAGCAUGGACGGGCUCCACAUCUCCUCCUUCAAGCUUGAGUGAGCAUCUUCUCAGGAGGCCUUAGCCCCAGGGACCAGCCCUCCCUCCCUGCCCGCCCCCCCCUUACUUGCAGCUUCUGCCCUCCUGACAAACCCCACCCCCAAGGUCAAGGUCAAAUAAAAGAAUCCACAUUUAUUAUUUCCA